AGAACCUGGUAGCCAAAACGCACACCACUCAGAAAAUGCUGGAUGAACUUGUUGAAGACUUAAAUACGACAUCAUCUGCUGUUAACAAUGUAACAAAUUCCUUCCUUUCACUGGCAAACACGCAGUUUGUUGAGAACAGAGUAGAUGAUGAUGAUGAAGAGACAAAAGUUACAGCUGACUCAACAGUUCCCUUGCAGAAGACUCCAUCUAAAGCUGAAGUUGAAGCUGAAACAGUUGAUAUGGUGCGUGAGGCACUUACUAUUGGUAUGAGCAUCAUGGAUACUAUGUUUGAGACCAUUGAGGUUCCAGCAGUGAGCGACAGUGAAGAAGAUGAGAGUUCAGCAAGCAUGGGGCGUAUUAUACUGCGGCCGGUGAAUCCUUAUGCAAACCGCCCAUUGCCAUUUCUCAUCGGUUCACGUGAAUUUUACGAAGAUGAUCGAGUGGGGCUGGCUGAUGUGUUCAGUGAUGAAGAAGAAAGUGGUGUUCCUGGUGCUACUGAAAUACCAUCUAGUGAGAGUGCCAGUGAUGUUGAGGCUGAUUACGCCAUAUCUGACAGGAUGAAACGACGAAGGAUACCUAGUGUCAGUGGAAGUGAAAAUUCUGAGCCUGAAAGUGAACAGCUGAACCCACAUAUGAGCCAUCACCCAAAGCAGCAGCAUGUGCCACCUCCACCAUCAGACAUGUUUGGAGAAGAGAAUUCUCAUAAAGUACCAGAUGAGCAGCCUCCUGCAGGUGUGGGUAGACUACCAAACAACUUUGCUGCAGAACUUGCAGCUAGGUUGGGUGUCAUUCCAGAGACUGAGCAGCAGACAGCACCACAAAAGGCAACUUUGACCCAAGCACAGCAGAAAGAUGUUGGUAAUAUGUUCCUUCCCCCACUUGAAGAUAAUGACGAUGAUGGUAAUGAAAAUGAUGUACUGUUUGGUAAGAAUGCGAAAUAUUCCGCUGGGAGUGGCCUUUUUGAUGAUUUAGGUGACUGGAACCAAAAGAGCACUGAACCUGAAUCAUUAUGGGAUGAACCUGAAAGUAAGAAAAGUCAAAAAACAAAUGCAGAAUUGGAUUUUAAACCAACUGCUAAAAGAGAGGAAGCUACUUUUGCACAAAGUAAAGCAGAUGAUUUAUUUGGUAAUGAUUUAGAAAAAGACCUUUUCUCAACCACAGCAUCACCCACAGUGAAUAAGCCAUCAGUUGCAAAUAUGCCAGCUGGAGGUCAGAAAUCAGUGCCAGUAGUUGACACUCGGAAUGUGCAGCCUAAAGUUGAGAAAAGUGCUCCACUACUUUCUGAAACUUCAGGGCUCUUUGAUGAUCUGUGGGAUGCAUCAGAUUUUGACUAUAACUCAACUUCGAACACGGUGCAAAGUACUGUUCCGAAGGAGGCUGGUCUCUUUGCACCAGCUGAUGAAAAGAAGAAUGUCAAAGAAAAUGCUAUUGCUAAAGAAUCAAUUGCUCAGGUGGCACCUGUAAAGAAACCUGUUGGUGGUGUGUCAGUGCUGGGAAAUAUGAGUGUAACUGCCUCACAGCUUAUAAGCAGAUUGCCAUCAAGUGUUAAAGAAUCUGGGAACAAUGACACAGUUGCUAAAAAAAUAACGGAAAAUAAACCAGAGACAAACCAUAACACCCACCCAAGAGAGAGAUCAGAUUCACCUGUCAAUCCUCCAAGUGUGUCAAAAUUAAUCCAGCAGAAGAAACCACAGUCUUUAUUUGAUGAUGAUAAUGAUUCAGAUGAAGACAAUUUGCUUUUCUCUUCUGCAAGUUCAACUGGAUCAAGAUCUCGCCGAAGCAUUGAUGUCCUGUCAUCUGAAAAGAAAAUAGACUAUUCCUCAGAAGAACCACCUAAAAAGACUAGUCUCUUUGGUAAUGGUGGUAGCAUACUGAUUCCUCCUCCUGAUGAUACAAACACUGAUUUAUUCAGUGUGAAGACCAGUGGUUUAACAUUGGGAGCUAGUGAUGGUCAAAAUUCUUCAGUUUCACAUGAAAAUGUGCCUACUGGUGGUUUGUUUGAUGACUGGGAGGAUGGUAUCCAAAGCACUGAGUACAGAAAAGGUGAUUCUCCAGCAUUAAUUCCUGUGGAUCAGUCAGAUAAUAAAGGUAUGGCAAAAGAAAUAAAUCAUGUUUCCAAAAGUGACAGUCACAGCAAGGGAUCCUCAUUGUUUGAUAAAGAAUCGGGUAAUACCUCCAUUUUCUCUGGGGAUGUAACUAAUAAUUUUGUAAUUUCUGGUAAUGCUUCGAAAAAUGACAUAUUUUCUGAAAUUGGAAAUGAAGUGAAACCCUAUGUUACUCAAAGGCAAAAUAGCAAAGUGAACUUAUUUUCUGGUGAUGAUUUUGAUGAGGAAGUUGAUAUAUUUGGUGAGAAACUGAGAUCAGAUAAGUCAGAGAAUGUGGUAGGUGAGAAAGUAACAUCAUUGCCAGAUAAGAAAACAGACCCAGUUUUUGUCAUGACAGCAGAACCACCAGUUUUCCCAGAUGAAUCCACUGAUAGUAUAUUUUCAGUUCCAGCUGACGGAACACCAAGUAAAGAAAAAUCAGUGGUAAAGGACACUACUGAAACAGAAAAUACAGAAGCUGCACCAGCCACACACAGAAAUACAUAUGACACUAAGAAACCAGCAGUAACUAAAAAACCUGUUGUUUCAUUGGGUAAGCCAAAAACAGCAACACGUCCUGUAGAUAAGGAUGUAGAGGAAAGUACAUCAGAAAUUUCAGUACAGUCAGCUGCAGGUGUUAGUCAGCUAACACCAGAUGUGAAUGGAAUGCAUAAUCAUAAAAAGCAGACAGAGAUAGGGAAAGAACAUGUAGAUAGUGAGAUAUAUUCAAAGAAGUCUGACAAAAAAGAUGUAAUAGCACCAGUCACCAAACCAAAACCACCGAAGACACUAGACAUCAGAAAAACUACUGCUCUGCAACAAGACAGCUCAACAGGAGAAGACACCUUUGGAGAGAGUUCACCUGGUAUAGGUGAGGAGUCAUUUGGUGACUCCCAAAAGACAGAACGUCUCUCAUCAACAGCUUUUGGAGAGUUGUUGAAAGGUUACUCUCCACCUGAUGAUAAAAUAGAUGGAUUGGUAUUCAGCAGGGAGAAGCAGCUGAGUGAAAAUAAAAGAGAACCAGCAGAAGAGGCUGUUACAUCACCCAAAUCUGGUGAGAAGCUUCCAGGAAAAAUUCAACGUCCAAGCCUUAAUAUUGAUCCACUCGCUCUGUUACCUGGAGCAAAACCACCUCGCAAAGGUUUUCAGUCUGAGGAAGGUAUUGGAUUUGACCAGCCUGCAGCUGACAUAACUGCACCACUCCAUAGUGCUGGAAAGGAACGAGUGAAGAUCCAAGUUAAACGCAGACCACAGAGUCGGCAUGCCAGACAUGAAGCUUUACGUGCCUCAGCUGUAAUAAGUCAAGAUAAUAUGGCAGAGGAGACUGUACCGUCACCAGCAUCAGCAAUUCAGCAGCCAGACAAACACGGUGUGCAGGGAUCAUCAGUGGAACCAAAGAGCAAGAAUACUGAAGCAGACCAAUAUGAGGCACCAACGAAAAUUCCUGCAAUGCCAAAUCCUCCAGCAGCUGGAAGCAGUCUCCUGUCUCCUUCCACGGAUGAGGAAGAUAUGUUUGGAGUUCCCAGUGACUUGCCAUCUGACUACAGCGACGGAAAUGAUCUGUUUAGAGCAGCACCAAUACUUUCACCCACAGAAGUGCCACAAUUUUCUCAAAAGGCUGGUUUGCCAGUGGAGUCAGUUGUUAGUGAUUCUUCUCAGUCCACAAGUGGGCCUCUGGCCGAUCUUUUCAUUUCCAGUUCAGUAGACAGAGAAGAUAGUUUUUUCCCAGCCCCUACUCCAAAGAGCGUUUCUGGAAAGAGCACACUUACUGAAAAUCAUGACACACACAGUGAAAUAAUACAAUCCACAGUAGUUGACACUGGAGAAAAUGACUUGUUUCAAGCGACUAAUGCAGAAGCUCCUCCUAGGACAUUAUUCCCAGAUGCACGAAAGGGAACUGCUGCUGAGAAAGAUGUGGAAAAGAGUAUGAAAAUUAAUAAAUUAGAAGAUUUAUUCAGCAGUGUGGAAGAGGAUUUGUUCCCUUCAGCCAAAUCGGAUAACUAUUCAGAUGCUGCCCAAACUGAUUUGUUUGGAAACAACAGUGUCCCAGUACUGUCGUCAGAUGGCGGACUCUUUUCAAGUUCCUUAUGGACGUCAGAGGAAACAGGAAGAAUGUCAUCAACAGUAAAAAUUACAGAAAAUGUGAGGAAAGACCGUAUAGGCACACAAUUAACCACAGAGGGUGAUUCAAUCAAUGAUUCACAGAGUGAUCACAUUGCGGUAUCGAGUGAGAAGAUAAGUUCAGAAAAAAGCAUAGACUCGGUUCCAAAAAUUCCUGCUGGGGGGUUGUCAGUGUUAAAUGAUGAUGGAAGUGAUCAUUUGUUUUCUGCAAGUAGUAAAAAAGAUGCUAGGACGUCCCGUAAACACACUAAUGGUAAAGUGAAAGAGAAAAGUAUCAAAAUCAGAACAGGUGAAAAUUCUAGUUUAUUUGGUGAUGAUAGUCCAGAAACUGAUGACCUUUUCUCAUCAAUGCCUCAUUCUUUGGAGAAGAAGACUGUCAGUUCAAAGACCCCUGUAUCUGUUACUGAGAGUAAAGGCAGUGGAACGAAGCAGGCUUUGCCUAAAGGAGGCAAGUCCUUGUUUGAAGAUGAUGAGGAAGAAGAUCUUUUUGGAAGGACAACAGCUAAACCAAGUGUUUCUUCAUCUUCACGGGUACUGCCAUCUCUAGAUCCACUCGGGAGAGAUGAACUUUUUGGCACAACGAGUGUAGUUCCAAAUAAGACGCAAAGAAUGCCAGCAGAAGCUUCUGGUGGAAGGAAGAAGGAAAAAACUGUAGUAUUCGACGAUCCACUAAUGGCACUUUCCAAGUCUGGGGAUACAUCACCUUAGGAAAAAGGAAUGUGAACGUGUUGCCAUCGGCAGUGGAAGCAGAUGCUGUGCAAAAGUAGUUGCCUUAUAAACAAUCAUUUAACUGGACAGAUGUUAAUGAUUUGUAGCUUUUUCACAAUUCUUCCAUGGUAAAUGAUUGUGUGAACAUGUUGUUGCCAAGUUGUCUGUGUUCAGUGCUAAAAUUGUACUAUAUAUUUGUGUAUGCGGUGAACCAUUUGCUAAGCAGUUGUUGUAACCCGUGGAUGAUUAGAUAAGCUAGAGUGCUGAGAUAAUGCUGAAAUACUCAUGUAUCCUCUUUUUUAGAUUUAUCUAAAAGAAAGUAAAAAAUAACAAUAUUUUUAUGUUGUUCCCAUAAAAUUGUGCCUAAAAUUUUGGUAAAUUUGAUCAUUACUUGAGAUACAAAGGAAGUUAAUGUCCAUAUUUGUAUUUGCUGGACUGGUGGAAAAUGGUUUAUUAUUAUUGUUAUUAUUAUUAUUAUUAUUAUUGUUGUUGUUGUUGUUGUUCUUGUUGUUGUUCUAUGAGUUAUAGUUGAAGUCGGUUUGUGUGUUCAAAGGAAAGUAAUUAGUUGUUUAUGUAACCGUAGAAAGUGAGAAAAAUGUGUCAAAUACUUUCGAGUCAACCAUUAUUUGAAAUUAUGACUGGAAUGUGAAAGAAUGGUCAGUAUAUGAUAUAUCUUGAAAAUAGAUAUCUAGAUAUUAUGGAUUUAGUUAAUUACUGACAGUAUUAAGUGUUAUUGUUAGCAACUUACUAUUAAUACCAUUGUCAUCCUGAAGCAUAAGUACAAUAUACCUUUAUGUUCAGAUUCAUCUGUCUUGUAUAUGGUGAAGAACAAUAUUUGCUUAGAAUUCAAAAGCCACUAUAACCAUCUUUAAAAAUAUCUAUCUAUUUAUAAAGUUUGAAGUGACUAAGUUAUAUUUAAAUCUGAGCUACAGUAAGAAUUGUUAUUGUGGUCACACAAACAAAUGUAUCAUAAGAAUUGUUGUCCUUAGAAAUGUGAAUUGGUGAUUCCAUAUGUAUUACUUCGUCAGGUUUGUUUCUUGUUGCUAACUUUUUAGAUUAUUUUCUUUUUGUUGAUUUUUAUUUGCUGUAUUAUUUCAUAGGAUUGCAUUUUCAAUAUUAUGGCCAGUUAUUUUUUUAGGUUAGUAUUUGCAUGUUGAGAAAAUAUUAGUACUACCUUCCAUACAGAAGAGUUCAUCUCCGUGUUUUAUUUAUUCCGUAACUAAUACCAUCUCAUUUAUUUUAUUUUAUUUUAUUUUAUUUUAUGUAAAACUUAUAUGAGCUUUUGCAUCAACAUCCACUAUGCCUUGUGAAUUGUCAGUAGAUAAUUGGCUCUUGUCAUUUUCACUUUGUUUCUUCGAUUAAACUCCUGCUCAAAAACUAAAUACUUGCUCAAAAACAUCUUUCAAUCAGUGUCACACAACUCAUAGGUUUGAUAAUGUGGGAUCUGUUUCACAAAUGCUAAAACUUUGAGGGUAGCUCUAUGUUUAUUUUGUCUGAUUAAUUCGGUUCAGUAUCUGUUCUGUCAUUUCUUAUUUACAUCUCACCUUUAGUUGUUGUUAUAAUGGUAUGUUUUCUUUCAGAAUAUCUUGAGCAUGUCCUGAUCAUAUUUUGUGGGCAUUUUUUCCUUCAGAUGAUUACAGAUUAUUCCUACAAUUUCUUUUAUUUUCAGUUAUUUAACUAUGUAGGUAGGUUUGAUACCAAGGUUCUGAAGAAGAAUAGCUCCAUUGUUUCCAUCAGACUAUUGCUAGCAGUAUUAUUAUUGUGACAGGAGAAUAUUAUUGCACCUCCCAAGAAUAUGUAUGUAGUUGGUGACCAUCUUUUGUUGCUAGUUUAUGUGUGACCCAGGACCUUAAAGAUACAAUAACUUUAAAAGAUAGUUAUGAUAUCAUAAUUUCAAAAACAUACUUUUGUUUCCAUGAUGAAGCCAAUGGUCCUCAACUGCAACAAUCCUGCUGGGGAAUGUAAAGUUGUUAUAUCACUCUUGAAAGAAUUAAUCCGUCGCGAUCUACAAAUUAUCUAACAUCACAGAAAAAGUCUGAUUGUCACUGGGAGAAUAUACACUUCAGGCCACCAGUGUUGCCUAGAAACUUUGAUAUUUUAUGAACUAUGCCCACUCAGCCAUAGAUUACUGAGAUAUGUGAAUUAUCCUUUGAUUUUGUUAGUUGAAAGCUGCAGUCUUGAAUAAGUUUUAAGUUUAUUUCAUAGCUCUGUACUAGGGAUAAACAUUGAAUUUUCUCCCAUUGGUUUCACCAAUAUUUAACUUGUAAUUACAGGAGAUCAUCUUGGAAACAUGUGGCAUAGUCACUCAGAUAUGUGCUUUAUCUGCAACUUAUGAAGUGUUGCUUUUGUUAGAUUGAGUUACAAUUGUUUAUUUAAUUAAUUAUUGGAUUUUUUGCAUUUUUGUGUAAUUCUUUACAGUUUAUCAGCUCACAGACUUAGUCAUGUUCUUGCAUUUGUUUUUAUAUCUUCAUAAAAAAUCUUGUGUUUUUAAGCAGUGACAAUUAAUAUAUUGGUUUUCAGACCAUGAUAUUUUGCAUUAAAAGAUGUUCUGCUCUGUGUUGAAAUCUGUAACAACAUAAACAUGUUGCAACUACUUCUUUCCACUCCUGCACAUUGUCAAGAAUAGCUCCUCUCUCUCCCCCCCCCUCUCUCUCUC
Messenger RNA from Schistocerca americana (American grasshopper), 7569 nucleotides. It is a transcript of the gene FAM21, whose product is annotated as WASH complex subunit 2. NCBI's taxonomy places the organism in Eukaryota, Metazoa, Arthropoda, Insecta, Orthoptera, Acrididae. The record is from RefSeq and is a predicted model, not a curated record. The transcript is spliced from 15 exons. The coding region runs from base 36 to 4913 and encodes 1625 amino acids.